GAGCAGCCGGCUCAACCCAACCCAUUCCACCCCGCCCCGCCGGGGCGCCGGCCGGGCGCUCGGCCGCUGCCCUCCUGGCUGGCGGGCAGCCGGAGGGGGUGGGACCCCCGGGCGGGGCGGGGCGCCGUCCCCAGCACGCGGCAGAGGGACCCAGCCCUGCCGCCGCCGCCGCCACCACCCUCUGGGCCGGCGGGACCGGCCCCCCUCCCGGCGCGGCGGGGCGGCGAUGCCCGGCGCGAUGCUUCCGCUCCGCUCCCGCCUCCUCCGCCGGGGUCCCGGCGGUGCGGGGACUCGGCGUGGCUUCCCCGCGUUCUGGUGCCGGCGGGAGGGCGGCCGGCACCCCCGAGUCCCGCGGCGUUGUUCCUCGCUGGGCGAGGCGGUGGCUCCCCACCGGGCCUGCCGCCUCCCGCUCCGGGGGUCCGGGAGCGAUUCGCCUCCCCUUCCCCACCCCCCCCAAGCCCCCCGCCGGCGCCGGCUCCCCCACCCCGCCGCGUUGCCAUGGGCACGGAGUCGCCGUUGGGGCGAUACCUGCCGCGCGGUUCAGCCUCCGGACGGGCGCUAAGGCGCGGGCUCGGGCCCGGAAAGAUAUGAACGAUGACGAUAGUUAACAAGCCAAAAUCUUCUAAAUCUAAAAAAUCAUCAAGGCGGUCUGACAAGUCUAAGAAACCCCGUACCAAAAAAAUGACAUCACGCACUGCAAAUUUGGGCCGGGUACCACCUGUAGAAGAUACAAAGAAAGUUUCUGUUGACAAAGGACCUGGCGGUGCUGUUUAUUGUAAAUCUUCUCAGAAAACUAAGCCUUUUGCCCAGAGGGAUCUAGUUGUUAACGAUGGAAUUGCCCCUCCACAACGGAUACUUUUUCCACCUGAGAAAAUCUGCAUGGACUGGCAGAAUACACAAAGCGUUGGAGUUGGGCUGCAGAAUCUUGGCAAUACAUGUUUCCUUAAUUCUACUCUACAAUGUUUGACAUAUACUCCUCCUCUUGCCAAUUACAUGCUUUCCCUUGAACACACCCAGUCAUGUCAUGAAGAAGGUUUCUGUAUGAUGUGUACCAUGGAAACUCACAUUAACCAAGUCCUGUGUUGCUCUAAUAAUGCCAUCAAACCUACAUCUGUUAUCAAUGGCCUUAAAAGAAUAGGAAAACAUUUCCAUUUCGGCAGUCAAGAGGAUGCACAUGAAUUCUUAUGCUUCACUGUUGAUGCUUUGCAGAAAGCUUGCUUGAAUGGAAGCACCAAGUUGGACAGAUCUUCUCAAGCCACCACACUUAUUUAUCAAAUAUUUGGAGGAUAUCUAAGAUCCCGAGUAAAGUGCUUGAACUGCAAAGCAGUUUCGGAUACAUAUGAGCCAUUCCUCGAUAUUACUUUGGAUAUAAAGGCAGUUACAUCUGUCACCAGAGCUCUAGAACAAUUUGUGAAACCGGAACAACUGGAUGGUGAAAAUAGCUAUAAGUGUAGCAAGUGUAAAAAGAUGGUUCCUGCGUCAAAGAGGUAUACAAUACAUCGUUCUUCCAAUGUUCUCACAAUAUCACUGAAAAGAUUUGCGAAUUUUACAGGUGGAAAGAUCAACAAGGAUGUAAAAUAUCCUGAAUAUUUGGAUCUUCGAGCAUAUAUGUCCCAAUCAAUUGGAGAACCACUCAUCUAUGCUUUAUAUGCAGUUCUUGUACACAGUGGUUUCAACUGUAACGCGGGACACUAUCUCUGCUUCAUAAAGGCCGGUAAUGGACUUUGGUAUCGAAUGAAUGAUGCCUCAGUAGACCUUUCUGAUAUCAAAACAGUUCUCAAUCAGCAAGCUUAUGUACUUUUUUAUAUCAGGCGCUAUGAUUUGACGCUUGGAGAACGUGCUUUUUACUUACCAGCACCGUCUUAUCCCCGUUCAUUCCUUGGUCAGCGGGGUGCUAAUAGUAAGCAGGCUGGAUUUAUGGGACCACGACUUCCUCCUCAUAUGAUUAAGAACUCAAGUCGUUUAAAUGGAAAUGGACCCGUAAAAGAGGAUCCAAAUACUGUUGGUGUCACCCUAAAAAGGCCAUCUUCAGCUCCGCCAACAGCUUGUGUUCAAAACUGGGCAAUUACCAGGUCUUCAAUUACAGAUCCGUCAAAAAACCAGAAGAUCACUAUCAGUAUUCAUAACAAAUUGCCUGCACGUCAGACUGUGUCACAACCUGCCUGUUCUAUCAGUGCUGCAGAGGAUGAGGAUCUAAGCAAACCUGUUCCUUCAUCCACAAUUACAAAUUCUUCUGCAGCAGAGUCUACCUCAAAUGCAUCUACAAUGUCAGUUGCUACUAACGUUUCCAAACAGGAAGUUCCUGAUGAAAUUUUUGUUGAGCCAGCAGUGAAUGGAAAUCCUAAACUCACCUCUGAUAAUGCAGUCCUUUACGGUGCAGAAUCUUCAGGAAAAUCUGAGGAGUCGAAGGGCUUGUUUAAAAGGAAUUGCAACAUAAUAUCUCCUAAUGGAAUUUUGAUUGGAAAGGUGGUCCGUACAUUGCAGAAUUCCCAUUCUUGUCAGAAUGCUGAAGAAGAAAGAUCCCAGCACGAGCUGCCAAAAAAUGACUCACUAAAUGGUGCUAUUAGUUUAGAUAAUGAAUCUAAAGAAAAUGGACUGAAACUUGAUGAUUCCACUUGCCAAGUCCAACCUGUUAAACCUUCUGAGAUUUUCUUUUCUAAAACAAAUGGAUUGUUCGAAACAAUGCCUAUAGCUUUGUCGCCAGUUCCUCAAGAAAUAAUCUUAGAAUCUCUUGCAUACAGCCAGUUGAAAAACUUGUCAGAGGAAAUAAGUGUCCCUGGACCUCAGAAAUCUUCUGAGAAUGAUGCUCUUAUGGAAACUGUAGUGAUGGAAGCACUGUUUGCCUAUGAAGAAUCCAGGAAGCUUCCUUCCAACUUUACCUGUGAGGUUGAGAAUCUUUUUAGUCAAUCGGAUUCUGAAACCAUUUCUACCAAAGAAGAAGUUACUGAAAGUAUUAUAACAAAAGCCGAUAGUGUGCAUCCCAAUAUCAAUGGUCAGCACAAGGUCAGGAAAAAAUCCUUGGACACUGAAGAUGAAUUCCUUGGGCAGUGUGAGUCUGAAGAUAGUAGAGACAAAGACAAACUAAGAAGAUCAAAAGAACCUGAACUCAUUUCAAAAGAAAAUCCUUUGUACAUCAAAGGGUCUCCUGAGGGCCAAGAGAAAUUAAGGCAAACUUCCUCUAUCAAGUUUGACAUUGAAUAUAGUUCUAAAAAACUUGCAUCUCUAGUUAUUUCAGAUAAAUGCCAAGAUAAAAUGGACAUUUCUAAUAACUAUGUAGAGGUACCACCUGUUAAUGACUCUUCUAUUUCAAAGCUGGAUAAAGUUUUGGAGAGUCAAUUUUCUAGAGAAAAUGAGGGACUGAGUAAUAAAAAAUGUGAAGAAGAUAAACAUAGGAAAAAAUAUAAGAAAAAAAUAUAUGACUCUAAAAAAACUGACAAAGAGCACUACCGAAAGAAGAGAGAAAACUCAGACACUGAGGAGAAGGAGAAGCAAAGCAGAAGCAAAACAGAUGAUCAUUCCCACAAGAGGAGAUGCACUCGCAGCGUGGAAACAAAUAAGCAGAAUCGUCAUAAGCAGGAAUAUUGCAGUGAAAGCAAGUACAGAUCUUCCCAUAAUGAAAGAAACAGCCCAAACAAUGGCAAAAGCUCAGGGAAAUAUUCUCGUUAUAGAUCCCGAAGCAGAGAAAGAACAGAACAAGACAGGAAUAGGUAUUAUCAUUCCAAAGGAGAGAGAACUUGGAGCAGAGAAAGAUACUAUCAAGAUGAACCACGGAGAUGGGAAAAAUGCAGAUAUUACAAUGAUUAUUAUUCUUCCCAUGGAACAAGAGAUGGUAGAGAGAGAAAGUCCUCUCAUUGUGAUAAAGACUUUGACAAAUCAAGUCAAGCUUACAACAACAGGUCACAUAAGGAUUAUCAUUGCAAAAGCAGAUGGUCUCACAAUACACUCUCUAGAGAGGAAGAUGUACAUCACUUUAGCAGCCACAGAGCAAACUUCCAUCAUUGUUUAGUACCUCAGCAGCAAUCUGAAAAAUAUUCUCGUGAAAGGCACGCACUUCCACCUGUGUCAGCUCAUUCAAAUUUUGAGGACUCUUCCCGGGAAAAUGGGAAAGAAAAACUAAGAAAUUACAGAAAAAAAUAUACCCACACAGAAGGAAGCGGAACCGAUGUGGAAAAGAAAUGCCGAAAGAUAGGUGACCAAAGAAUGAAAAAAUAUAAGAAGGUCAAGAAGAAAAAGAAGUCCAAAGAUAAACAUCGAGAGAAGGAUUACAAAGUUUAUGAUUUGGAUUUCUCUGUGCUCCGCUUUGACAAUGACAAUCGCAAACGUAAGAAAAAGAAGAAAAAGAAGAAACACAUCAGGAAACUGAAAGGCUUCUUGGAAUAUUUAGAUACUCGUUUCCAGAAGAAAACAUGGGAGAAGGAGGAAGUAUCCUGUCCUCCAGGCGACUAUUUAUGUGAGCAAUACAGAAACCAGGGCAGUAAACAACCCUACAAGGAAGGGAGGCUUUCUGGUGCAGGUGAAAGCAAGAUAAUACAGUUCCAUCACAUCCAGUGAGUAUGUUAAAGAUGCGGAACUUAUUGGUGGAAGCCUUCAAUACUCAAACUAAACCUACCAUCAAACCCGACAACUUUUUACCAUCAAACCUGACAACUUUUUACCAUCAAACCCGACAACUUUUUACCACCAAACCCGACAACUUUUUACCAUCAAACCUGACAACUUUUUACCAUCAAACCCGACAACUUUUUACCACCAAACCCGACAACUUUUUACCAUCAAACCCAACAUUACCAAUAUUGACCAUCAAAACUUAAAAUUUAUUAUGAAAACAAUUACCAUCAAGACAAAAUCCAGUCAUAAGUGGUGCUUAACAUUUCUGUACAGAAUUUUACCAUGAAAGAACUUUUUUUUAGUUUUUAACUUGAGACUUUUUUAAAAUAUACUUCUAAUCCAAAAGGGUGGAAACUUUUUACAACUGCUGAACAUUGUAAACUACCACAUAAAUAUCUCACUCAUGUGAGAUAAGGCCCUGGAAUAGACCAUCUCAAAUGCUGCUUAAUUACAGACUCAGGUUGACUUUAUGUUAUUCAUGUAAUGUUACUCCAAGUUAGACAUCUGGUGUAAGAGCGACCAGGAAUUACAAAAAUUGCAACUGACAGUCUGUAUAUUUAAUUUAAAGACUUAUUUAAAAUUUCACAAGCUCUCAAAUAACUAGGGUUUUGCAAGAGCUUCAUCUUUUCUGUGAUGUCUGACACUAGAAACUAAUUUACUUCACAUUUGAGUUAUAUUCAAGAUCUGAAGAAAAUCUUCUGGUUUUCAACAUUGUGAAACAACGAAUAUGCAGUUCUGAAUGUAUCUCUCAAGACUAUUUGUAUACUCUUCCAUAUGUUUUUAUUACAUUUCCUUAAUAUACUGUCACUUGUCUUAAGUCUCAGUUGUCUGUUUUGUCUCUCUAAAGUGUCUAGUUACAGACAAAUUCAUACUGUGAUUUUUAUUUUUAUUAUUAAAUGCUAUCAAACUGUGAUGCACUUAUUAUUCACUGGUCCUGCAUCAGGAGAUGAGUGGGGAACCUGUAUUAAAUACAGUUCAUCUGAAUAAUCUGUCUGGUUUAUACAAGCUGUGUUGUUCAGAGAUGUCUAAAGUUUGAUCUUUGUUUUUUUAAAGAUAAAAAGCACUUGCCCCACUGUAAAUAUAUAGCAUGUAAAAUUUAUAUAGUAUAUAAAUACAGCAAAGUUAAAAUGGAUUUUUACUUGAGUUAUUUAACAUGCAAUAUGUCAUGUGAAUUGACAGCUUUCAGAGUGUGUUUGAUACUCAAGAAAUCAGAUCUUCCUUUCAGUGGUAGGUGAGAAGAUGCUGUCGGUGUGACCCAGAGAAGAUAAGUAACUUGGGACUUCAGCUGCCUAGACAAGAAUGCAGAAGGCUUUCUCCUUUGAAGUUAAAAGCUUCCAAAACCAGGCAACAGGUUGGAAGCUCACCAGUAGCUUUUUCCUGUGUGCGACACUAAGUAAAGAAAGGAGCAAGGUUAAUGUUUUACUAAAUACUUAAGGUAAUAUUUUGGUACAUGGAGAACACCAUAAAGCCAAACCAUAAGUGUACCCUGCAUAAUGUUCCUAUGGCAACAGUUAUGUGAAGUUACAUAAAGUAACAUGACAAAGAAACCACA
Tyto alba (common barn owl) is the source of this 6160-nucleotide messenger RNA. It is a transcript of the gene USP42, whose product is annotated as ubiquitin specific peptidase 42. The coding region runs from base 595 to 4551 and encodes 1318 amino acids. Gene Ontology annotation, molecular function: cysteine-type deubiquitinase activity; cysteine-type endopeptidase activity. The record is from RefSeq and is a predicted model, not a curated record. Gene Ontology annotation, biological process: protein deubiquitination; regulation of apoptotic process. Lineage: Eukaryota; Metazoa; Chordata; Aves; Strigiformes; Tytonidae. The transcript is spliced from 17 exons. Gene Ontology annotation, cellular component: cytosol; nucleus.